This is a messenger RNA of Durotheca rogersii, 1190 nucleotides long. Its product is annotated as haloacid dehalogenase. The record is from RefSeq and is a predicted model, not a curated record. Gene Ontology annotation, molecular function: hydrolase activity, acting on halide bonds, in C-halide compounds. Lineage: Eukaryota; Fungi; Ascomycota; Sordariomycetes; Xylariales; Xylariaceae. The coding region runs from base 134 to 1018 and encodes 294 amino acids. The transcript is spliced from 2 exons.
UCGCCUCUAGUCCUCAGAGGGACGCCUAUAUUAUAGCCUCUUUUAUUUCUGAGGCGGCAACAGUACACACAAUCACCUACACACAGGCACGCACGGGGGACAGAUCAAGUAGAGACAAAUCUACGAGUAAAAAAUGGCAGCAGCAAACCCGGGAGCGGCGGCAGCAGUCGUUGUCCCCGAAGCGCUCCGGGGCGUCAAGGCGCUCACCUUCGACGUCUUCGGCACCGUCGUCGACUGGAGGAGUUCCGUCGAGGCGGAGCUCGCGCAGCGCGCGGCGGAGAAACUCGCCUUGCCGGCCUCGGCCUCGCUGCCGGCCGCGGCGGGGGCGCGCUUAGCCGCCAUGACCAGCGGCGACUGGGCGGCGUUUGCGCAGGAGUGGCGCGAGAGCUAUUACGCCUUCACGCGAGGCUUCGUGCCGGGGUCGUCGUCGGCGUGGAAAGACGUCGACGAACACCACCUCGAGUCGCUGCUCGCGCUGCUCGACGCGCGCGGGCUUGCCGAUGUCUUCAGCGAGGACGAGGCGCGCGAGCUGAGCCGAGCCUGGCACCGCCUGCGCCCGUGGCCCGACGCGGUCCCGGGCCUGCGCCGCCUCGGUGCCGCCCGCUUCGUCACCGCGACGCUGUCCAACGCGAACCGCGAGCUGCUGAGCGACCUCGACGCGUACGCCGGCGGCGGCGGGCUCGGCUUCGCGCGCAUCCUGUCGGCGGCCGACUUCACCGCGUACAAGCCGCACCCGCGCACGUACCUCGGGGCCGCGGCCGCGCUCGGCCUGCGGCCCGACGAGGUCGCCAUGGUGGCCGCGCACCUCGGCGACCUCGCGGGUGCGCGCGCCUGCGGCCUUCGCACCAUCUACGUCGAGAGACCGGGCGAGGAGGCGUGGGACCCCGCUGAGGAGCGGUACGUAGAGGCACGUCGCUGGGUCGACUUGUGGGUCGCCGAGCAGGAAGGCGGCUUUCUCGAGGUUGCGAGAAGGCUCGGCAUUGCCGACGAGACGAGCAGACCAGGCGAGGUAGAAUGAGCGAGCAAGUGAAGAAGCAUGCUCGGGGAGGGGUGUAGGGAGGGGAGCGCUGCUUGCCAGGUUUAGGGGCUUAGAACCGGGGCCGCCGAGGACGUUCGAAGGAUUACAUCGCUGGCCGCAGUUUGUCCGUGGUAUGUCGGUGGCCAGCGUUCGAAUGACAAGUGACAAGUUA